Messenger RNA from Dreissena polymorpha, 487 nucleotides. RefSeq lists its product as uncharacterized. Lineage: Eukaryota; Metazoa; Mollusca; Bivalvia; Myida; Dreissenidae. The transcript is spliced from 2 exons. The coding region runs from base 1 to 462 and encodes 153 amino acids. The record is from RefSeq and is a predicted model, not a curated record.
AUGACAUGGAACGAUGGCACUUCCGGUAAGCUUCAAGGGAACCCGAAGUUACAUAAGCCAGAAAUGCCGUUACGCACCAUUUUAAAUGGUAGAAGCCACCCGACAGAGAAAAUGGCGGAAAUUGUUGAGGACCAGUUGCGAAGCCAUGUGACGUCACUUCCGUCGUUUGCAAGAGACACUAUGGACUUCUUAAACAAAAUACAAAAAAUAAAACAACCUCUUCCGGAAGGUACGCUUAUAUUCUGUUUAGAUGUGAAGGCCCUGUAUCCAAGUGUCCCGAGAGUUGAGGCCCGUGCUGCUGCUAUAGACGCUUUAAACAGGCGAACGGACCCGGAAAUUCCUACAGAGGACGUCAUCGUGAUGAUGGACACUGUGUUGGAGAACAACACCUUCUCAUUCAACGACGAACACUUUAUACAGACAGAAGGGACGGCUAUUGUCUCACGCCUCGGGCUGAACUAGGCAUCAACCUACAUGGGUGCUUGGG